AUGCCUCGACCAAAAGGGAAAGUCCCCUGGAUUGAAUACAACGGCGUGACGAUUAGAGACUCACAACUGAUCAUGCAAUGCCUGGAGCAAGAGUUUAAGGUGAACCUAAAUGCCCAUCUAGCCUCGAAAGAGCGAGCAAUAGCCUGGGCUAUACAGAAGUGGAUCGAAGAGUUUACAUAUUGGUUGAAUGUUUACACAAGAUGGGUGAUUUUCAAUGAUGACAUGUUCAAGAUCCAGUCUACCUGCCCAAAGUACAUGAAGAUACCAAUGCGUAGGAAGGUUGAAAGCAUGCUGCACGCGGUCGGCGUUGGUCGCCAUAGCAAGGAAGAAGUUCAUGCGAUGAUGGUGAACGAUUUAAAACAGUUUUCAGCAAUUUUAGGCGAUUGGAAGUACAUUAUGGGAGACCAGAUAUGCGAUGUAGAUUGUGCCGCGUUCGGCAUUCUGUCCCAAGUCCGCUGGUGUACGCCGUCCGCCUGUCCAGGAAACGCCUUUCUGCAAGGAGGUGAAUUUAAAAAUGCCACAGACUACAUGGACAGAAUUCGAAACGAGUUUUGGCCAGAUUGGGGAGAUAUAAUAAGCAAGGCGACCUAA
This is a messenger RNA of Mya arenaria, 591 nucleotides long. Its product is annotated as failed axon connections homolog. The coding region runs from base 1 to 591 and encodes 196 amino acids. NCBI's taxonomy places the organism in Eukaryota, Metazoa, Mollusca, Bivalvia, Myida, Myidae. Gene Ontology annotation, cellular component: cytoplasm. The transcript is spliced from 5 exons. The record is from RefSeq and is a predicted model, not a curated record.